AUGGCUGCUGAUGCCAGCCGCAAGAAACAAAGGACUAAAGCAGCUGUGGAAGCAACUGAGAAGUUGCAGGUGUCAGAAGAGUAUGAUGCCUUUCCAAGUUGCUCAGGUGUUUCACCGACAAAAGGCAGUGUUGUGAUGCAGACAAACUCAGGACAUAACAUCACUCCGCCUUUGGACAGAACUCAGAGUGUGUUUCUUACUCAAGAGUAUUUGGAUACAUACUUUGCCGAUCCUGACAUGGUCGUAGAACCUGAAAUGGUCCCAGAUUCUGGCAUCAACCUAGAUCCUGACAUGGGAAAACUUUCAGAAUUCAAGGGAAAGAGCCUUGAUGAAAUCCAAGUCAAUCCAAAUGAAGAACUAGUGGAUGAAGAAGGGAGCGACGUCUCCGAAACAGAAGAGCUGCCUACAACAUCACAAGACUCUUCUGGAAGCAGGAUUAGGAACCCUAACUCCCUGGAGCAGACUGUGGGCCCUGACAAUGAAGACCCAAUGGGUCAGCAGGAAGUCGGCUAA
This is a messenger RNA of Knipowitschia caucasica, 513 nucleotides long. NCBI's taxonomy places the organism in Eukaryota, Metazoa, Chordata, Actinopteri, Gobiiformes, Gobiidae. The record is from the annotation of a GenBank genome assembly.